UGUCAUUUCGGGUGACACCUUAUCCCGAAGCGAACAAAGCGAGUUAUGUCGUUGCAUGCGUGUCCUCGAUAACUGUUUACCGAGUGAUAUUUGGACUGGUUUACUCAUUAGAUUUCUAAUGCUAGUGUCAAACGAAGUUUGCCUGUGUCAUUGGCUGUUUGAGUGCGUUUUUUUGUGAAGCUCUUACAAGGUAAACUCAAGAUUUCACAAUGCCAAUGGCUUUGACCGGUUCUUCGUCAUCAGUAAAAGAUAAAAGGGGUUACAAAAACCUUCAAGAACUGUUACUGUUACACAGACGCUAUGAAGAAAAGGCUGUACGUAUAUUUAGAAAAGGAUUAUCCGACGUAAACAGAGGUGAUCAGAGACACGCUACUAACAAGACACAGACCGGUAAACAGCUAGCGAAUCCAGCGACAGGCAGUGGAUUAACAGAAGAAACGCGAACACAACGCAAGAAACCUUCAUCAAAUCUGCACUAUGAGGACUUAUCGAAACCGAUUUAUCUUAAUGAUCAGGAGUAUUUGAAACAGCUACUUCUAAAAAGUGAGGCUAAUGGCAAAAUUUUUGACGAGCACAAUGUGACUCACUCCGAAGAUCGUGCUCAACUUAUAUUACCGAAAUUGGAGGGAAUACCGCCAGAAAAUAAAGAAAUAUUUUACACAACGCUUCCAAAAAUGCCGCCGUUGCCAAAAAUCAAGGACAGUAAAUUUAGCUCGGUUAAACCGCACAGAAAGAAGGCACACGAUCGGCAACUUUCUCGACGCGACGAGCCCAGCACGUUUGCAGCAGAAACUUGUUUAACCGUUCGACAGUUGCCUAGUGACCACUUUAUGCUUCACGACUCGUCUUCAAUAUCAGCCGUUUCACAAUUUCCACGUAUCUCACCGCCGCGAGAAAUAGACCUCUCUUCGGAGGCAAUAACCACUGACGAAGGACAUCUUUGGCUAGUGCCUUUUGUAAAUAUUGAAAUUCCACCCUAUCGUUUAGCAAAAUGGAAUGAACUUGAAAACGGAAGUUCUUCGACGGAGGGAGUUAGACACAAAGAAGCCGCGCAAAACGGUGUCAGUUCAGAUAAAAGGGAAAUCGAAGAUUCGCAACCAAAAUAUAAAAGAAACGUACAUUUCAGUGAAUUUCUUCACGAAAUUCAUCUUUAUUCUCCCAUCUCAACACAGAGCAUUAAGUCGGCGAAAGAAGAUGGAAACGAUAUCAAUAAUUUAUGACUGUUGUCGUGAAAUAUUUAAUUAAGGUAAAAUACGACAGUUAUUUUGUAGUGUGUGCUGUCGAGAGAAAUAUUAAUAUAAAUAUCGCCCUAAUUUCCUCAUAAAGUAUGUUUUUAGUGAGUAACAAACUUUUCAAGACCUUAUUAAUUUACGGCUCAUUUCUAUUAGUUCUUAGAAGUCGCUGAAUAUCAGAAUUUUAUUCAAUAAAAUUAAUUACCAGUUUACUCAGUUGAAGAAACAAACAUGCUAAUUGUCUUCUCUCAUUCUAUAGAACUAUAAUACUUUUUAUGGCUAUACUUUAGGUAAAUUAUUCGCUUUGUGUAAGAAAGUUUCAUUCCAUAUAACUAUCCGCCGCCCUUACAAAACUGCAUGUAUUAUGAUGAAAUGAAUCUAAUUUUAUCGCGUGACUGUUUUUUGCAAUAAAUUAAUAAGAAUUGUUA
Molecule: messenger RNA, 1660 nt
Organism: Orbicella faveolata
Lineage: Eukaryota; Metazoa; Cnidaria; Anthozoa; Scleractinia; Merulinidae
Source: RefSeq, a predicted model, not a curated record